GCAAUACGGAUCACACCGGGUUUUCCUAGUUGCCUCACUAUUUAGAAGUCUCUAGCGGGCGUCACGGCGCGGUAAAAGCUGAAUAGCGCAUCUCGGUAGAACUCGGGCGGGAGUCAGACAGCCAAAGCUUCCGGUGUCUCCCGGCUCAGUUAGUUGAUCUUCAACAGUUCUCAGGUGCACACGCGCUUCAUUAUAACAUCUAAUCGUUCUGUGAAACACCUGUAUAUCGAGUGGACAUUAUAGCUUACUUGUUGAUACUUAUUGUACAGAAAAGCGCCCCGCGUACAGAAGGCAAUUCGUGCAAUCGAUCGUGAUCAGGCAACAACAAUAACAUCAACCCCGGGUUGCAGAUUAAGAGAUUCGCGGUGACUUAUCCACUUCGGACGAGCCAACGGUGGAGAUUGGCGGUUGCAUUUGGAUUUCGGAUCGAAGAUGAAACGAGAGCAAUGGAAGGAAGUUUUGAAGGAGAACAUGCUGACCCUUUUCACGAUUGUGGGUGUGGUUGUUGGUGUAGUUUUGGGGAUAGGAUUACGUGAAGUUCCGGAUGAAGGCGAAUCGUGGGCUCCACGUGAUGUGGCUUAUAUCAAUUUCGUGGGUGACAUCUUUCUGCGGAUGCUGAAAGCUCUCAUAUUACCGUUGAUUGUUACGUCUUUGAUUGCUGCCGUUGGAUCGCUGGAUUUAUCUCUGUCAGGGAAAAUUGGAGGUCGGGCGGUGCUUUACUAUGUGCUUACUACUGUUAUGGCCGUUAUACUUGGUAUUGUACUGGUAGUGACGAUUCAGCCGGGCAAGGGAGCUGAAGAGACCAGUGGAGAUUCUCAAGGUGCUAUUCGCAAUGUAACUACGGCUGACACCAUGCUUGAUCUCGUUCGAAAUAUGUUCCCGCCCAAUUUGGUCCAGGCAUGCCUUCAACAGUACCAAACAGUUCUAACACCACCCAAAAGCAAUCCCAACGAACCGGACAUAAGUCUGUGGACCGUGGGGGGAAAAUUCAAUGAUGGAAUGAACAUCAUCGGUUUAGUCGUUGCUUCAAUUGUUUUUGGAAUAGCCCUUGGAGCUUUGAAAGAGGAAUCGAGUUUGGUAUUACAAUUUUUCCAACAACUGUCUCACACUGUGAUGAAGGUCACUGGUUGGGUGAUAUGGUUAUCUCCCAUCGGUGUUCUGUUUCUGAUCACUGCAAAGCUUCUGGAAAUGGAAGAUUUGGGCGAAGUUUUCUCCAAACUUGGUCUUUAUUUUGCCGUCGUUGCCGGUGGUAUUAUGUUCCAUGGCUUUGUGGUACUGCCGCUUAUUUACUUUUUGUUCCUCCGGAAAAAUCCAGUCCGUUUUGUGGCCAACAUGGGGCAGGCAAUUGCGACGGCCUUCGGAACGGCAUCCAGCUCGGCUACGCUUCCCGUCACGAUGCAAUGUCUCGAAGAGAAGAACCACAUCGAUCCAAGGGUUUCCAGAUUCGUGUUGCCGAUCGGGGCCACGAUAAACAUGGACGGAACCGCACUUUAUGAAGCCGUUGCAGCCAUAUUUAUUGCACAGUUGAGAGGACUAUCGCUAACGUUUGGCAAUAUUGUGGCCAUCAGCAUAACGGCAACGGCGGCCAGCAUCGGUGCUGCCGGAAUACCGCAAGCUGGUCUCGUCACCCUGGUUAUGGUUCUGGACACGGUCAAUCUACCGGCCGAAGAUGUAUCGCUGAUCAUUGCAGUUGAUUGGUUACUCGAUCGGUUUCGAACAGUGGUCAAUGUGCUGGGAGACAGUUUUGGUGCCGCAAUUGUUGCUCAUUACAGCCGCAAGGAGUUGGAGAAGUUAUCCAACAACAGUGAAACCGUACCCGAUUUGAAUGGAAAAUCGCAGCGAAAUUCUCUAGGCCAUAGUGCCGAAACCAUUAUGUUUGAGGAGAGAUUAUAACGUGAAGAUAUUAGUAUGUAACAGUAUUAAAAAGUAUUUAUACAAGAUUAAA
Uranotaenia lowii is the source of this 1945-nucleotide messenger RNA. Its product is annotated as excitatory amino acid transporter 3-like. Gene Ontology annotation, molecular function: glutamate:sodium symporter activity; L-glutamate transmembrane transporter activity; neutral L-amino acid transmembrane transporter activity. NCBI's taxonomy places the organism in Eukaryota, Metazoa, Arthropoda, Insecta, Diptera, Culicidae. Gene Ontology annotation, biological process: L-glutamate transmembrane transport. The transcript has 5 exons. Gene Ontology annotation, cellular component: plasma membrane. Bases 433 to 1893 code for a protein of 486 amino acids. The record is from RefSeq and is a predicted model, not a curated record.